AUGGAUGGGAACCCACUUUACCCAACACUUUUUAACAAUCAAAAGAUGAGUGUCAGAUUACUUAGAGAGGAGGUGAAAACCACUUUUGGCAUUGUUGUGAGUAUGAGUCCGUGUAGGAGAGCCAAGAAGUAUGCAUUGAGUCUAUUUGAAGGCACGGUUGUAGAAAAUUAUGCUAGAAUAUGGUCAUACUGUAAGGAUAUUAAAAGAUCAAAUCUUGGAUCCACUAUUAAAAUUUAUGUGGAUGCAAUGCCUGAUGGUAAGAAUUACUUCAGCAAGAUUUACAUAUGCUUUGAUGCACUCAAACAAGGGUGUAGGGGAGGGUGUAGAAGGAUCAUUAACUUGGAUGGUUGUUUCAUGAAAAGUUUUUCUAGUAAUCGGAAAUGGUUCAUUGAAAAUCUUUUUGAAGAUUUGCAGUGUUGGAAUGAAGGAAGUGGUUUGGUUUUAAUUUCUGAUCAACACAAGGGUUUGGUUGAGGCAGUCAAAGAAGUAUUCCCAAUAGCAGAACAUAGGCAGUGUGCUAGGCAUAUAUAUGCCAAUUUUAGAAACAAGUUUAGUGGAGUCAAGUUUAAAAAUUUGUUUUGGAGAGCAAGCAAGGCAAAAAAUGCAGCACAUUUUAACAUAGUCAUGAAAGAGAUUGAAAAGUUGAAUCCUAAAGCCGUUAACCAUCUUAUGGAUAAAGAUCCAAAGACUUGGUCUCUAGUUUUUUUUAGAGUUCACAAUUCAUCUUGUGAAUCUAUGGAGAAUGGCUUUUCAGAGAGCUUUAAUAGUGUGAUUUUGGAUGCUAGGAAGAAACCUAUUAUCAUCAUGUUAGAGGACAUUCGUAUAUAUGUGAUGCAAAGGAUAGUGAGUAUGAAACUAAUAGGUCAAGGAUGGAAUCGUUAUUCUGUUUGUCCAAACAUCAAAACAAGAUUGAGUAUUCUCCAAUAUGACCAAAGGUAUUGGCAGGUUGUGUCUUGUGGGGGUAUGAAGUUUGAAAGAAGGAAAAUGGAUGAGUCGUAUAUUGUUGAUGUCACAAAUAAGGAAUGCAAUUGCAGGUUAUGGCAACUAAAUGGGUAUGGUUGUGUUCAUUCUGUAGCUACAUUAGCAUAUUUAAACAUCAUACCUGAUGGGUUAUAUGUAGACCCAUUGUACCUGGGAGCCUUCUUCAAUAAUAGCUACAAACAGUCCAUUAGUGGCAUGAAUGGGAUGGACAUGUGGCCUUCUACAGACUUUAUACCUCCAUUGCCUCCAUUAAAAAGAAGAAUGCCAAGCAAGCCAACCAUGAAAAGAAUAAGAGAUGCUUGUGAAAGGUCUGGAAAACACAUGAAAGGGCACAACAAGACCACUUGCACUCAAGUGCUAAGGCCUCCUAAAACUAAUGUCACAAAGAAACAAAAGAUCAUGCAAACACAAGAGUCAGUGAAUAUGCAAGGGGGUGGAGAAGAUGCUGUUAUGGGUGAUGUAGUUGAGCCAUAA
Molecule: messenger RNA, 1455 nt
Organism: Lactuca sativa (garden lettuce)
Lineage: Eukaryota; Viridiplantae; Streptophyta; Magnoliopsida; Asterales; Asteraceae
Biological process (GO): DNA transposition
Molecular function (GO): transposase activity; zinc ion binding; DNA binding
Source: RefSeq, a predicted model, not a curated record